Molecule: messenger RNA, 774 nt
Organism: Hemiscyllium ocellatum (epaulette shark)
Lineage: Eukaryota; Metazoa; Chordata; Chondrichthyes; Orectolobiformes; Hemiscylliidae
Product: CDGSH iron-sulfur domain-containing protein 1-like
Exons: 4
Coding region: 46-411 (121 amino acids)
Biological process (GO): regulation of autophagy
Cellular component (GO): intracellular membrane-bounded organelle; mitochondrial outer membrane
Molecular function (GO): 2 iron, 2 sulfur cluster binding
Source: RefSeq, a predicted model, not a curated record
AGAGUGGCUGAAGGCGGUGGUAACCGCCCCCUGGGUGGAGCAGCCAUGUCGGAAGGGCAGGUGCAGGGAGGUACCCGGGUGGAGGCUCCUGGACAGACAUGGGCCUCUGGUCUCCAACAGAAAUCUUACUGGAUUAUAUUACCAUUAACUGUUGGAGGAAUGGUUGGUGGCUAUUUUCUGUAUCGAAUGAUUAGGAGUAAAAUAGAAAGGAACAGCAGAGUGAACCGAGCAAUCAGCAAAGAUGUUGCCAAAGUGGUUCAUAGUUUUGAUAUAGAAGAUUUGGGUGCCAACACGGCCUUUUGCAGAUGUUGGAGAUCUUCAAAGUUCCCUUACUGUGAUGGAACUCACGAGAAGCAUAAUUUAGAAACUAGAGAUAACGUUGGACCUUUGAUCAUAACAAAACUCGCUUGAAUUACUGAAUAUUCUGGAAUCAUUCGCAGCCUUUGCAUUCGCAUUGUAAUACAGUUCUCGUUUAAAAGGUUGAAUUGAUAUAUGGUGCUUUUUAAGUUACAAGUUCAGCAUUUUCAAAUCUCAUUGCAAGGAUGAAUUAAGAAAAAAGAAUCUGUGCGGCUCUUCCCUUGAACUUAAGGUAGAUGGGCAGGAGAACAAAUAUGAAAAUUAACUGCCCUGCUGUAUACCUUCACCUCUCUCUGGUUGAACUGAACUUCUGCAGUGCUUACACAUUGUAAUGACUCAAAAGCAAAUGUGAUUGGUACCAACUUUGGAUUUUUAAAAAUUGACUUGUGGAAUCUUUUUUUUCCCCACAGCAGAUAA